CAUUUCCCCAGACACGAGAUGUUGAGCAAAUACUAACAAUAAUUUUUGAAGGGCUUGAUGUUAUCUACAUUCUCAAUCUUGUGCUGCACUUCCUGGUCCCUGACAGUGCUCUGAUAGGAAUAUCCUCUCCAGCUCUGGCCCACCUUUCCUCAGACGUCACUGCGUUUGCCAGGCACAGUCGCAACUGCAAAGAUGACCUGAGUGAUCUGAAAGCCGACAGCAGCCCCAUCAUGGAUAAUGAGAUGACCGCCAAAGAGCGCGGCGUGCUGGAGGACAAUGAGAAGGAGGAGGUGGAACGGGGAGAGGGAGGUACGGAGGAGGAGAGCCUAACGGAAGAGCAGGAGCUGGAGGAGCUCAGGGCACAGGUGGUUCAACUGCUGUUGGAGCUGGACGAAGCCCGCGAGACCUCCAACAAGCACCAAGAGAGCUUCCAUGAGCUACAAGGGCUGUUGGAGGAUGAACGUCUGGCCAGUGCCCAUCAAGCUGAGACCUUCACGCGCCAAAUCCAGAACCUGCAAGCCCAGCUUCGGUCCGUGCAGGAGGAGAUGAACAGCCUGGAGGAGGAGAAGGAGAGCGAGCUGGCGGAAGCACAGGAGGAGCUGAGAGUGGCCCAUGAGGAGGUGAUUCUUCUGCAGCAAGCAGCUGAGGAGGCAGCCGCUGAGCGCGAGAACGACAUCGCCAGCCUGCAGGAGGAGCUGUGCAGACGCAGGGCAGAACUACAGCGGCUGAGUGAAGAGACACAGGCCUAUGAGCUGGAGAUAACCACUCUGCGAGCUGAGAUCAACAUGAAGAGCCAGCGCAGGGAGGCAGAGAGGAGAGAGGGUGAUGUGGAUUUGUUAAAGGAGGAGUGUCGUGUACUGAAAGAGGAGUGUGAGACGCUGAAGGAGGACAACAGACGGCUCUCAGAGAAGCUCCAGCUGCUGCAGAGACAGAGGACCAGUUCCAGUGUGUACCUCUCUCUGAAGGAGGAGGACAGUGACGCCCCUGAAGGCAAAGGUCUGGACUCUGAGGAGGUCCUGACAGAGAGCUACAUGACCAUGGCCCACUCGGAGAACUGCCACCUACGAGACGCCUCCAUCCAGAAGAACAUCUCCUUUGACGGGAAGCCUAUGACUCCCACCAGCUGGAGCGGGGGCAUGGGUGAGAUCCUCUCCCUACGGGACCAGCUCAAACAGGCUGAGGAGAAGGCGCUGCAGGUUCAGAGGGAGUGUGACAGUCUGAAGGUCGAGCUGAAGGAUCUACAGGAGCUGUAUGAGAGCAGCCAGAGGGAGAGGGCGGAGCUGGAGGAGGAGCUACAGAGAUGCAAGGCCGAGUUGGAGAAACUGUCCGGAGGGUCCCAGAGAUUCAUCCAUGCGUCUGAGCACCCUGUUCUCUCCAUCCCCUUCAUAGGAAUGAUUGUAAUAGUGGCUGUGGUCUGGUGCUGGUUGUCGGAGCUGGCGUCCCAGAGAGCAAGGGGGGUGAGAUAGGUUGGGGCUCCAUUUUGACUGUCACUGCAGCCACAGCAGUGCUCCUAAUGAUGACUAGCUUGUUGAGAGCUCUUGUCCGCUGCUGAUUGGAUGGCAACAAUCACUGCACAGCGAGGACACACACCCUGGUAUCUCUCCUGCCAUGUGUAUGACUGCAACUUUUUGUAAAAUAUAAUAUAAACGAAUGGGGAAAUGGUGUCCCUAUAAUGAGAAGGUACUUCAUGCAGACAGACGGAGGAAAAUGCCCAGGCCUCGCUUGAGUGGCGUCCGAUGAAAUUUGUGCAGAUGAAGAUGACCCAAACUGACUCCUCAUAUUGUAUGCUAGUGCUGUGUCAUUGUCUGUGCAUAACUCUUUAACGCAAAAUACGAAUGAUGAAGGUUUUAUUAUUGUGCUUCUGAUGCUUUUCGGUAAUUUAAUUUAUUUAUUUGGGUGUUUUGUUCAUAGCUGUCUUUGAUAAUAAUGAAACAUAUAUGGUCUGCACUUUGAAUGCACUGAACCUACACAGUCCCUUUAAUAAACAAGCCAUUGGUUGCUUGUUUAUUUUCUUUUACAUAAUAAUUCACCUUCAAAUUACCUCAGAAUAUUAAACAGAGUUAGUGGACUAUCCCAUUGUAAGGCCCACUGACUGCUCUGACAGUGCAGCGAAUAGAGUUCAGCCUCAAUAAGCACCUGUCAAUCAUCUGUCGUGGUGACCUUUAACCUUUAGCAAAUGGGUUUUCUGUUAUGUGCUGUGUUACGUCUUCACAUCAGCUGCAAUAUUGCAACAAGUCCAAGGAUAAGGCUCUCUCUCACAAACUGAUUAUUGACAGCACAGAUUUUGAUUAUUUUUCUAUUUUUCUUCUCAUACAUAAAGCGAUGAAAUACAUUUUUAAGGUACAGAAUUUUUAAACCAAAAACUUUUAGUGUCUGAAUAUAGCAAAUUUUGCAUAAAGAACAAAAAAUCUAGGUAAAAGUAUGGACUAUAAUUUAGGUCCAAUAUCUUGCCAUCCUAUUUCACUAUCAAUAACUAAAACCCCUUGUAUCUUUUACUAAAUCCUUAUCAUAAUGGUACUGAUAAGCGUAUUGGAUUCACACUAUGAACUAAUAUACUCUGGAAAUGUUGUUAAAAUGUUACAGUUUGAGUCAUCCCCUGUGUACCCCAUAAAUAUAAAUAAGUAGGCUAAAGCUCAUUUAAAAUCCCGUGCAGCAGAGAUGAGCAGUUACAUAUGUUGAGUUACUUCCAAACCAAGAAAAAUAACAGAUCUUAAUAUACUAUAUGUGGAUAUUUGUUUACACUUGUGAAAUUUUGUUAUAUUUGUGAUAUAUUUUAAAAGUGAAACAAGCAUGCGGCAAACCUUAGAGAAGCACAAUCUAUAAUUUAUGUUUUGUUGCUUUGUAUUUGAUGUAAAUAGAUGCGACAUACAGUAUACAGUGCAGACCUAUGGGAGAGAUACUGUAUUUCUUAAACCCAUUUGUACUAGCUUUGUAGAAAGUUGAUUAUUUUUUGGGAGAGCAAAUGUAUAUUUGAUAUCUAAAUGAUAUGCUAUGUUAUAAAUGUUUAUUAUUUAUGGUGAUGUUGCUCAGACAAAGUCAUUUCAGUGACUCAGCUUUAGAACCUCUUUGGUCUUGCUAUCCACGCUAUCGAGUAUGUUUGUUAAGUGGUGUAAAGAUCAAAUCGCAAACAAAAAUCUAAAUGUACCCAUCAAGCAUUGCAUGAAUUUAUAGUAAGAUUUUCUGUAUCGAAUGAAAUAAUUAUUUUUCCUGUAAUUUCCAAAUACCUUUAUUGCCACAAAUCCUAGCAUUCCAAAAAUGUUAUUAUUUUUGCACAGUACAAUGGAAGGAUUUAAGUGUCUACUCAAUACAAGAUUUUAUCAUCUUUACAAACUUGUGACAAUCUGUAAACAGACUUUGUUGUAACGUUUCUGCUAGAGGGACAGUCACCUGCUUGUCUUCAUGGAAAUGUUAUUGCUUUGUCUAGAAUGUUCCAUCUAUCUCAAGAGGGACUACUAGGCCAGAUGUGUGGAGAGUCGCCCUUAUUCACAGAGAGAAUUAUUGUAUUUUUGAGCAAUAGAAACACCCGUAAUGAAUAAAUGCUAGAAAUGUUUAAUGUCAUACCAUGGAAUAUUCCAGGCAAAGCAAUAACAUCUCCAUGGAGACAGGCAGGUGAUGGGUCAGUUAUACUUGGAUGACAGUACAUUCCUGUUAGGUCAUUCUUAAUGCCUUAUUUUAUGAAUUUAAUGUUUUAAUUUUGUUGCUGUUGGACCAGUUAGUCCAGUAUCACCCAUCUCUACACUAAUUAGAAACAAGAGUAACUACUUAAUACCCAUAACUACUGCAUCCUCUUGUGUAAGUACAGUACAUACCAUCAAUUGCUUCUAUAUUGCACUAUGUUUCUCUGCUUGCUGCUUACAUGUACUAGGAUUGAUGUUCGCAAUAUUAUAGGUGUGGCUAUUUUGUUACCUGGAGGUCUAUUUUGUACUGUAAAUGACUUGAAGAAAUAAAAAUACCUUCCUUGCCAAACAGA
This is a messenger RNA of Boleophthalmus pectinirostris (great blue-spotted mudskipper), 3970 nucleotides long. Its product is annotated as coiled-coil domain-containing protein 136-like. The transcript is spliced from 10 exons. Gene Ontology annotation, biological process: single fertilization; acrosome assembly. Gene Ontology annotation, cellular component: acrosomal membrane. The coding region runs from base 231 to 1466 and encodes 411 amino acids. NCBI's taxonomy places the organism in Eukaryota, Metazoa, Chordata, Actinopteri, Gobiiformes, Gobiidae. The record is from RefSeq and is a predicted model, not a curated record.